Molecule: messenger RNA, 1176 nt
Organism: Fulvia fulva
Lineage: Eukaryota; Fungi; Ascomycota; Dothideomycetes; Mycosphaerellales; Mycosphaerellaceae
Exons: 2
Coding region: 1-1176 (391 amino acids)
Source: RefSeq, a predicted model, not a curated record
AUGGCCAUGCCAGUCGCAGGCACCUGGACUCUGACGCUCCUGGCCGCUGUCGCACAGGCGCAGCAACAGUGCUACUUUGGCGCUGGUGCAGAGAACCGUGGCCCUGAGAAUCUCGUCCCGUGCAUGGCGACGGGGGCGAGUGCGUGCUGCUUGAGAGGGGAUACGUGUCUCUCGGGCAAUGCUUGCUUCAAUUAUCCUUCUGGCAAUGUGUAUCAGUAUGGGUGUACGGAUAUCACUUACAGCGAUGAGACUUGUCCGUUCAAGUGUGGGUUCAAUACGACGAGAUCACCAUGGACAGCACUUGAGUACUGCAACGACGUCCAAGGUGCGGCGGAUAACUGGAUCUGCCACGGCCCCGAAAGCUGUGGAUGUGAAUGGCCAUCCUCUGAAGGCAUGCUGAAGCUCGAUCCACGAGGAUGCAGAGCGAUGGGAAGCGACGCUUUUGUCGCGUUAUAUGCUCCAGAUCAAUUGGCACCUUAUAUAUCGUUGCCUUUGACUGCCAGUGGCAGCACUGGCUACUACAGUCCGACAGUCAGUGAUGGGAGCAGUACAUGGGUGGUGACGGCAGUGCCAGGCUAUACCCCGUCUCCCAUAACCCAGCUCACGACUUAUCGCGACCCGCCGACGACGCGACGCCGAGUUGCUCCAGGGGCCACGCCAGAUGCUUCGACGUACGCUAGUGCCUUCACCUGGACCGAAACCCGGCCGGGAUCGCUCUCAGCCACCACAGCAAUGCCAUCCCAAACCACACCUCGCACAACCUCCCCCUCCCUCGCAACAGACUCCCCAUCCUCACACACCCUCUCAACAAGCUCCAAAAUCGGCAUCGGCAUCGGCGCAGCCGGCGGCGUCUGCCUCAUCGCCUCCCUCCUCCUCGCCCUCUUUUACAUGCACAGACGGCACAAAAAGCACGCAGCCCAAACCUCCCAAUCGCCCGAACCGCAGCCCCACUGGCCUGAGAGUCCUUACAUGCAGCAAACAGCCCCGCAUCCCAACUACCCACCCUACCAGCCGCCGAUGGACCGAAACUGGCACCCGGGCCCGGGGGUGGUGUAUCAAGCGCCUGCCCCAGAAGCUGAGACGCCGGCAAGUGGGAAGGUCUCGAUGAGUCGGGGGCGGGAUCUGCCGGCUAGUGAAUUGGCGGGGGAGGAGAGGGGGAUGGCGCAUGAGAUGUAG